Messenger RNA from Spirodela intermedia, 543 nucleotides. The record is from the annotation of a GenBank genome assembly. Lineage: Eukaryota; Viridiplantae; Streptophyta; Magnoliopsida; Alismatales; Araceae.
AUGCGGCAACCUCGGAACCCCGACGACUGGGCGCCGGCUCUCCCCUCCCCAGCGGGCGGGCGAGAGGCGGCCGGUCGCGGCCCCGUGCGUCCCCGACUCGCCCAGCGCGUGUCGGAGGGCCCUCGGGAGGCGCCGCGUGCUCUGCGGAUGUGGUGGAAUCGGUCGGGCGCGGGGGCCUCGGCGCCCCGACCCCGAGAUGCGCGCGCGGCGGGCGGGACGGGGAGACCACCGCGGGGCGCGGGGAGGUGCGUCGUGUGGCGCGGGGUGGGGGCGUCUCGGCGCCCUCCUCCGCUCCCCACCGACGCCACCCCCGCCCCACCCCUCGGGUCGGUCGUCUCUCGUCCCUCGACCCGCCGGCGCGCGCGCCCGUUCGAACGACCGCCGGCGUGCGGACCCCUCGCAACCCCGCCGAGCGCGAGCGCGGUGGGGUGGUCGAGGGCCGCGCGUGCGGGCGUCGCCGGAGGACGUGCUACCUGGUUGAUCCUGCCAGUAGUCAUAUGCUUGUCUCAAAGAUUAAGCCAUGCAUGUGUAAGUAUGAACUAA